AUGGGACAUUCCCUUGGAGGGGGCGUCUCUCUAUCUUUAGCAUCCAAACUGUGUCGAAAUCAAAACGUCGACUUUCUUCAAAACUUUACUUCGAAAAAAACACAAAAUUCUGCUGAAGAGUUUGAAAUGGAAGUCGUCGCAAAUUCUUCUUCUUCUGACGAUAACCAAUUAUCAUUAAUCACUGAGUAUAAAAAAUGUCCACCUGCCGGAGUUGUCAUCAUUUCAUCAUUCACAAGCGUUGUCGGUGUUUUGUCGAAUACUUUGUCUGACUAUGUUUCCUGUGACAUGUUUCAAAACAUCAAAAAAGUAAAGUCCAUUGACGUCCCAAUUUUUGUUGUUCAUGCGACAAACGACGAGAUAAUUCCAAAAGACCACGCACUUACACUUUUUAAUAAUCUUAAAGAAAAGUCAAAGUAUAAAGUGCUCUACAUUGACGACUGUGAUCACAAUUCGAUUUUGGAAACAAGUGUUUUGUUUGACGAGUUAGCAAAAUUCAUUACAAUGGUAAAGAACAACGUAUAA
Messenger RNA from Entamoeba invadens IP1, 522 nucleotides. RefSeq lists its product as hypothetical. Bases 1 to 522 code for a protein of 173 amino acids. The transcript has a single exon. NCBI's taxonomy places the organism in Eukaryota, Evosea, Mastigamoebida, Endamoebidae. The record is from RefSeq and is a predicted model, not a curated record.